AUGGAAAUCAAAAGUUUGAAGAAGGCGGACACCAUUUUUGACUCGUAUGUCGAGCUCGCGCUGUGCGCGGAGUCAUCGGUGUUCCAUUGGAUAUAUCUGCGCGACAAUUGCACCUGCACGGAGUGCUUCCACGACGCAACGGUUCAGCGGACGCUAGAUACCUUCGACGAGCUGCCAUGGAAAGUGUGUCGGCAGUCAUACUCCGCAGAGGCUCCCAAAGAGGCCGAGUUUGAGAUCCGAGAGGGCAAGCUUCGGGUGAGAUGGCCGGACGAGCACGUAAGCGAAUUCUCGGAGGACUGGCUGCGUCGCCAUAGCUACCAGCCUCCGUUGUCGACGAAGCCCAAGGCGCUUUCAUUGCCUGCGAAGUCGCACUGGGACCGCGCGGAGUUUAAUAAGCUGCUCGGCGACGGCGCGCACUUCUGCACCCGAUAUGACAACCUGCCCAGCGAGUUGCCCACCGUGCUCCGGGAGAUAUACGAGUUUGGGUUCACGUUUGUGCGGAAUGUGCCCGUAAGCAUUGAGGCCACCAAGACGGUUUCCGAGUUGAUCUCGAUAAUAAGGCCCACGCACUACGACACCGGGGUAUGGGAGUUCACGUCGGACCUUGCCAAGCACGACACCGCCUACACGACGGUCGGCAUCAGCAUGCACACGGACGGAAACUACUGGCACGAGCUUCCCGGGUUGCAGCUGUUUCACCUGCUGGAGCAUUCGGGUGGAGAGGGCGGUGAGACCCAGAUAGUGGACGUCGCGAAGGUCGUCGACCAGCUGCGCGAGCUCGCGGCGCAGGACGAGUCUUGGCGCACGACCUACAAGGUCUUGACCGAGCAUCCCCUGGCAUUCCACCAGUCGGGCGAGCUUGACAGCGUGUUCUACCAGGCGGAUUACCCAACGCUGACCCUCGAUGCUACAGGUGAGCUGGAACAGUGUCGGUGGAACACAAGCGAUCGGAUCUCGCAGGCACCACUGGCGCCUGGCUCGCCAUACACUGUUCCCCAGGUUUACCAGGCUCUAUUCCGCCUCGAUUCCUUGAUAAAAGAUGAGAAGAACUACGUGCAGUUCAAAAUGCAGCCGGGAACCAUCUUCAUAUUUGAUAAUUGGAGAGUCUUGCAUGCGCGGACUUCCUUCACUGGCUGCAGACGACUAUGUGGUUCCUACUUGACCAGGGACGACUUUUUGGCCAGGUUCCGCUCCAUUGUAUUCGACAGAGAAGCCAUCAAAGAUGAGAUAUAUCAGUAA
This is a messenger RNA of Eremothecium gossypii ATCC 10895, 1239 nucleotides long. RefSeq names its product trimethyllysine dioxygenase. The transcript has a single exon. The record is from RefSeq and is marked provisional. Gene Ontology annotation, biological process: carnitine biosynthetic process. NCBI's taxonomy places the organism in Eukaryota, Fungi, Ascomycota, Saccharomycetes, Saccharomycetales, Saccharomycetaceae. Gene Ontology annotation, cellular component: mitochondrion. The coding region runs from base 1 to 1239 and encodes 412 amino acids. Gene Ontology annotation, molecular function: trimethyllysine dioxygenase activity; iron ion binding.